GCGACAAGGAAGAGGAGCAGACCGUGCCCGCUGCCCCCGCAAAGUGGCUCGCUGCAUUCCGCGCUGCAAUCUCGAUUAGGACAGGGGGCUGCUGCAUCCAGCACGCAGGCACACGCAGCUAAACGCAGGCACGAAGAGGAGUCCAAGUGCUUCGGCGCACGCGCUCUCUGCUGUUUCCGCGACAGCCGCCUGCUGCUGCGCUGCGCCCCCGAUGUGCGACGUCGCCUGCUGCUGCGCCCGACGGCCGAGCACGAGCACGAGGUCCGAGGACGAAGGCGCCCCCCCGCAAUGGAUGCGCAGAUGCAGCCAAGGCGUCGACGUGCAGCUUGCGGAGGCGUUCUCGAUCGUCCUCCUCGCCCCUCCAGCGGCCGCUGCUCAUCGCAGGGGUGUUCUAUUUCGAACGCCGCCCUCAGCCUCGUCGCACGUCGUGCAAGACGGAGCCGUGUCCGUGCCUGGUGUGCUGUGUGCUGCUCGCCGUCCUGCGUGGUGUACCGCCAUGGGCACGCGCGUCAAGGCACUUCUUCCCGCCCGCCGCGCACGACACGCGCGCGCUGCUGGCGGUGCUUACGCCGGGGCGGCUUGGCGGCGCAUGACACGAACGCUUGGCUUGCGGGUCGGACGUGCACGCUCCGCAGGCAGCGCAAACCGCAACUCGCCGCCGGCCGAGAGGCCGCGGUCGACGUCCGAAGCCGCAAGCCGCACAGCCCGUGACGGCGGCGCAUGAGGGCAUGACACCGCGGUCGCCAGCCGCAGCCGCACCGCCCGUCCGCCCGCAAGAG
Molecule: messenger RNA, 779 nt
Organism: Tilletiopsis washingtonensis
Lineage: Eukaryota; Fungi; Basidiomycota; Exobasidiomycetes; Entylomatales
Exons: 1
Coding region: 212-724 (170 amino acids)
Source: RefSeq, a predicted model, not a curated record